UCCACCUCUAACGCAUUUCUCGUUCCAACGGGUGGGUACUCUUCCUACCACCUUUCUUCAAAACUUUACCAUGCCUAUUUUAAUUUUGAAACGAGGCUUCACCUCUUUCCCUCCCCUUCCCAAAAAGCGUACAACGUACAACGAUGAAAAGGAGGAAGCCGUUAAAUGGAGCAAGCUGCCGCUGAGCUAGUAGGAAAGAAAGGGAGGAGAGACUGGGAGAGGAAACACAAAAGGAAAGACGCAUUCAUUUUGCCGUGAACUUCCCUUGAUAGCCUCACCAUUUAAUAGCCGUUAGGGUAAAAUUUCAAAAAAAGCAAGGAGGUGCUCCCCCCUUCUGCCCUUUUGCACUGAAGAGAGUUCUUGUGUUAGAGCAAGCAAGCGAGUGCAAUCAUGGUCAUCCUCAACCUCCCUUAGAAAAAUAUAUGAGGAAGCCCCCACAAGCCCUUCUUCCCCCUUCUUUUCUCCUUCGGAAAUGAUCGUCUUCUCAUGGAGAGACCCCGCUUUCACCAACCAGAGGACCCCAAGGAGCACUACUGUCUUCCGUUAGCCGCCUGCGGAGCCUCCAACCUCGUCUCUCUUUCCCCUUUUUCAUCUUCUGGCUCUCUACUAGAUUACUCCGAUUAAGGGACGAGUGCGGCACGGGGUAGCUUCUCUUUAUUUGAGGGAAGAGGUGGUGCUCUGAAUGGAUGAUAGAAAGGAGAAGGGUGGUGGUGUUGGUGAUCAUGGUCAUGGGUCCGAAGAUGUUGGGGGAGAGGGCGAGUCCUUUAGCGACUCGGCAGAAGACGAGUGCCAUGGGAGAAGUUCGAGCUCUGAGACUUCGUCCAGUGAAGAGUCACGAGGACAUAGCAGCUCCGAGGAAUCAUCCAAGCAUCCGACAUCAUUGGGUUGGCCAAUGCAGAAACUCAAAAACUCUGAAAUAGUAGGCAACAAGGAAAAAAGCCGCAAGGAAAAUUGUGGAAUGGAUAAGCUGAAGCCCAAAAUCUCAGAUAUGGAGAUGAUGAAGGAGAGGUUCGCCAAGUUGUUGCUUGGAGAAGAUAUGUCAGGCUCUGGGAAAGGGGUCUGCACCGCAUUGGCCAUUUCAAAUGCUAUAACUAAUCUCUGCGCCACACUCUUUGGGCAGCUUUGGAGGUUGGAGCCUUUACCUCCUGAGAAGAAGUCAAUGUGGCGAAGAGAAAUGGAUUGGCUUCUUUGUGUUAGCGAUCAUAUAGUUGAACUGGUACCCACUUGGCAAACAUUUCCUGAUGGGAGCAAGCUUGAGGUCAUGACUUGCAGACAACGAUCUGACCUAUAUGCCAAUCUUCCAGCACUGCGUAAACUAGACAAUAUGCUUCUUGAAAUAUUGGACUGCUUUAGUGACACAGAGUUUUGGUAUGCCGAUCAAGGAGUACUUGCAAAUGAUUCUGAUGGUUCAGCCUCUUUCCGAAAGACUCUUCAUCGUCAAGAAGAGAAGUGGUGGCUACCUGUACCUCGUGUGCCUCCUGGUGGUCUCCAUGAGAAGACAAGAAAGCAAUUGCAGCACAAACGUGAGUGCGCAAACCAAAUCUUGAAGGCUGCAAUGGCUAUCAACAGCAAUGCCUUGGCUGAAAUGGAGGUUCCUGAGUCGUAUCUCGAGUCGCUUCCAAAGAAUGGAAAAGCAUGCCUAGGUGAUGUGAUAUAUCGCUAUAUUACUUCGGAUCAAUUUUCCCCUGAGUGCCUUCUCGAUUGCCUUGAUUUAUCCUCUGAGCACCAAGCUCUAGAGAUUGCCAAUCAUGUUGAGGCAUCAAUUUAUAUAUGGCGUCGGAGAACAUCUGCCAAAUCUAUGAAUAAUACACAUCGAAGCAGCACUAGAUCAUCAUGGGGCAUGGUCAAGGAUAUUAUAACAGAUGCUGAGAAAAGAGAAUUGCUUGCUGAUAGAGCCAAGUGCCUCUUGCUUUGUUUGAAGCAGAGGUUCCCUGGUCUGACACAAACAACCCUGGACACCAGCAAAAUCCAGUUCAACAAUGAUGUUGGAAAGUGCAUUCUGGAAAGCUAUUCCAGAGUCUUGGAGAGCCUUGCAUAUAACAUUGUUGCUCGCGUCGAUGAUCUGCUCUGUGUUGAUGACUUGACCAAACAUUCAGAUCAGUUUUCAUCAAUUCGCACGGUUGGUGUCACUUCUCACAAGAAAGUUCCAGUUUCAUGCUCGGUGCCUGUCUCAGGCACUCCAUAUAAGACUGCUUAUACCACACCAAGCUUCUUGCCCACACCAUUAUUGAGUCCAGUGCGUGGAGAAAGGUCUCCAUUGAUCAGCAGAAAGUCUCAUAAUCGUGGAUAUAGUGUGAAGAAAGUUUUGACAAAUUAUCUUGGAGCUGAAGUGAAGGGAAAAGACACUAGCAACAGAGUUGAGGUAUCAACACCGAUUUCAGGCAUGAAUCUAGAAGCCUGAAGCAGGCAGGACCUCGCUA
This is a messenger RNA of Elaeis guineensis (African oil palm), 2420 nucleotides long. The record is from RefSeq and is a predicted model, not a curated record. Lineage: Eukaryota; Viridiplantae; Streptophyta; Magnoliopsida; Arecales; Arecaceae.